Auanema sp. JU1783 is the source of this 414-nucleotide messenger RNA. Lineage: Eukaryota; Metazoa; Nematoda; Chromadorea; Rhabditida; Rhabditidae. The record is from the annotation of a GenBank genome assembly.
AUGCUUCAACAAACUGCUUUCAGGAAAAAACGACUUGAAGAGGCUAUGCAUCGUCUACACUAUGCUCAAGCAAAGAUCGACAUGCUUUUGACGGAGCAAUCACUGUUAGAUUUCCACGAAAGAUUCCUCUCCAUUAAGAGUCAAAUAUUAUUGUCUGAAGCUCGUAUCCAUAGAAGAGAAGGUCAUUUGGAUUCAGCUGUAUCAGCUUGUCAUCAUGCUGCUAGCAUAGCUGACAAUAACGAUUUAUUAUUUGAGAUUCUUCUUCUUCGUGCCAAAUGUAAUUUCGACCGUCAUGAUGUAGAUCGUGCACGAGCUGAUGCUUCUGCUGCCACCCAACUUAAGCCUACUUGUGAUGAAGCGCGACAUCUGUUGAACACGCUACAGUUGCCUUCUACAGAUAUUUCUCGAUUAUAG